Adineta ricciae is the source of this 2742-nucleotide messenger RNA. The record is from the annotation of a GenBank genome assembly. NCBI's taxonomy places the organism in Eukaryota, Metazoa, Rotifera, Eurotatoria, Adinetida, Adinetidae.
AUGUCCUGCUCGUGGCUAUGGUUAAUAGUCUAUCAAUUUUUGAUUUUUAUUACUCAUUCUCAAUCAAGUUAUAUCCGUCUACCAUCUGUUAAUUGCAGUGAAUUAUCUCCAAUCGGUACGCCCAUAACUCAAUUAUUAAGUAUUCUUCCAUCAUCCAAUUGGGGUUUCACGUUUUUAACUCGAACAUCGGUGAUAUCGUACUUUCUCUUAGAUGAUCUGAAAGGUACGAUAACCGUUAAACGACCACUUGAUCGAGAAGAUCUUUGUCGUUUAAAUUUAUGUUCGUGUUCGUCGGAUUGUUUACUCAAACUUGAAAUCAAUGCUCUCAGUGAUGUUUACACACAUAUUAUUUAUCUUCCAAUAUUAAUUCUCGAUGAAAACGAUAAUUUCUGCUAUUUUUCCAAUGAUAUUUAUUAUCUGAAUAUCAGCGAAAGCGUCCGUUUGAAUAGUCGAAUCAUUUUACCAAUUGCACAUGAUCCUGAUCAAACACCCAAUAAUGUUCAAUCGUAUUCAAUUCAAUCGAAUAAUUACUCAGAAUUUCGUCUCGAUAAUCAAAUUCGUCCAUCGAUAAUCAUCGUUCAACCGUUAGAUAGAGAAUCCCAAGAGAAGUACUUUUUUCAUUUUUGUGCUUAUGAAGGCCCUGAUAACGAGAAACGCUCGUGUUGCACAAAGAUUCUUUUAACCGUUACGGAUAUUAAUGAUAAUUCACCAAAGUUUCAAGCCAAUCAGCAAUCACCUGUGAUUUUGAAGAUUUCGGAGUUGACAUCAGUCGGUACGGAAAUUAUUCAGAUGAAAGCGUUCGAUCCAGAUGAAGGUCUCAACGGGCAAAUUCGAUACACGUUCUCGAAAUGGACACGCAAUGACGCAACAAUCAAUAAAAUUUUUCAUCUGAACUCAGAAAAUGGUUCAAUUACUCUCGUUCAUAAUUUGGACUAUGAAGAAAGAAACAACUAUGAAUUACAAAUCCAAGCCAAAGAUUUAGGACCAAAUGCUGUUCCAACUUAUGCAACAGUCAUUGUCGAGGUCAUCGAUGAGAAUGAUUGGUCGCCGGAAAUGUUUACCUUCUCACCAGCUGAUGUUCAGUUAAUCAAUAAUUCCAUCAUUUACAUCUUAGAAAACGUCUCUCUUGGCACUCCAAUUCUCUAUCUAACUGUGUCCGAUCGUGAUGCAGGUGAAAAUGGACGUGUCACCGUCGAAAUCGUUGAUGAAACUUCUAUUUUACAAUUAGAAAAAGUGACUGAUAAUACCUAUGCUUUAAAAACCACGCGUGAACUUGACCGCGAAGAGAAAUCACUCUAUUCAUUCACAUUAUUCGCAUCUGAUCAUGGCCAACCGAAGCAAACAAGUGAAAAUCAGUUUGAAUUACAUUUAAUCGAUGUGAACGAUUGUUCACCGCACUUUGUUAAUUCGAGCAAUUUUACAUUUGAUCUGAAUGAAAAUAAUCAAGACAAUUUCCUCCUUCAGACAAUCCAAGUCGAUGAUCCCGAUGAACAUGAUCAAAUUACACUUCAACUUCAAUUUGAUCCACUACAUGAUUAUAAACAUCUGUUUAAAUUAAACGAACGAAAUCAAUUGAUUGUUUUGCAAAGUCUCGAUUAUGAAAAACAAUCCGUCUAUCAAUUUGCAAUUCAAGCAGAAGAUAAAGUUGGACAUCAGACAUCCGUUCCUGUUUUCAUUCAUGUCCAUGAUGUCAAUGAUAAUCCGGUUAAAUUCCCCGCGAAUUUGACGCGAUUUCAAAUCGAAGAAAAUCAAGCGAAUCACACUUUUAUCGGACAAAUUCAAGCUGAAGAUGAAGAUAAAAAUGAUCAGAUAGUUUAUUCCAUCCAUCCAGAUGAUCUUCCUUCAAUAAAACAUUCGAUCCAAUUGAAAACCACUGGAUUCUUAUUUACAAAACGAAGCUUCGAUCGGGAAAUGCUCCCUCAGCUACAUUUUCGUAUUGUUGCUAAUGAUUCCGUUCAUACUGAUGUUCUCGCCGUACGUAUUGAUAUUCUUGAUCAAAAUGAUAAUAAACCACAACUACAAACACAAUCGCCUUACUGUUAUAUUUAUAAUUUGACAAAUAGUAAUCAAACAAUCGAAAUUCAAUUAGAAGGCUAUGAUCCAGAUGAUGGUCGCAACGGAGAAAAUGUCUUUUCAUUAAAAAAUCCGUCGUCCUCAGACGUUCGAAUUCUUCCAAAUGGUCUUUUAAUUCUCGAUGGAAUCUUUCAAGAAUACAGAUUCGAUCUGGACCUAACCGAUCAAGGUCAACCAAGAAAUUUGACGACAAUCUAUAAAGACUUUCUUGUUUUUAUUGUUUAUGAAGAAGCAGAAUGUCGAAAUUAUUCGUUAAAAUCAUCCGUAGAGAUACAUCCUCAAACAUAUAUUUAUUUAAUUUCAAUCAUUCUGAUUAGUUUAGCAAGUUUUCUUGUCAUUAUAUUUAUAAUUUGCUGCUGUUUUUAUUAUCGACAACGACGCGAACGAACCGAAUCUUUAAAUACUAAACCAACGACACAUUUGACACCAUCAUUUUCUUCAUCACUGAACGAUGAAGCGGAAAAUGACACAUUAUUAUUAUCCUCCCCGUCACCACAAUUUACCGCAAUGACAACAGUAUCGACAUCAUCAACAACAACAACAAAUGAUUCGACUCGUUUAACAACAUUUACUGAUCGAUUAUCUGCAAAUAAGUCAUCAUCGUUGUCCAGUUCGUCUUCGUCAACAUACGUCAAAAUGAGUCGAUCAUUUGAAGACGAAAUACUCUAA